This is a messenger RNA of Acanthopagrus latus (yellowfin seabream), 2124 nucleotides long. RefSeq names its product nitrilase 1 (gene nit1). Lineage: Eukaryota; Metazoa; Chordata; Actinopteri; Spariformes; Sparidae. Gene Ontology annotation, molecular function: hydrolase activity, acting on carbon-nitrogen (but not peptide) bonds, in linear amides. The record is from RefSeq and is a predicted model, not a curated record. Bases 692 to 1648 code for a protein of 318 amino acids. The transcript has 6 exons.
ACAUUUGUCAGCAACUCCUCGUGUCUUGGUGUCCAGAAAAAGUCAAUCUCAUGUUCUGAAUGCUGAAGAGGCGGCAUAAAAUCAACUAGAAUUGGUCAAGCAUAUUUUAUUCAUAAAUUAAUGUUCAUUGUGAUCAUUUUGACAAAUCAAAAUUGCUCUCUCAAGCUCAGGUGACAAAACAUUUGCAGCCAUAGAGGUUCUGUGAUAUACGCAGGCUUUGUACGAAGUUAGUUCAAUCAGUUUCUCUCUUUGGUGUAGAAGAAAUGUAUAAAAAACAGGUCCCAGAAUAUAUUUUUCACUAUGGUUUAAAAAUGCUAUUUCUUUUAAAUAAUUUAUUUUGUUGUCAUUUUAUUUAGUGAAAAGAAUACAUCCAAAGCAGAGAAGAUAAUCAUCUCAACCGCUGAUCCUGACCCUCCGUUGUGAUGUUAAAUUUCUUCUAUCUUACCAUAUGCUGUAUGUACAAUAUAUUAUUUGUAUCAAUUAGAAAAUAAUUCUCCCCUUACACUUCACACUAAUACAAAAACUAUCCACUAGGUGGAGACCGUUUGACUUCGUGCUUGUUUUUAGAGCAGAGAAGAAGAAAGUAGCUCGCUGAUCCUUCCUGCUAUACCGUGAACACACUACUGAGUCAAACAUGUCCAGUAAUAUGGACUGAACCCCGAAGGUGACAGUGUUUACCUCACCUGGACCAAUGGUCACAUUCAGGGGCAUUUUGGGAAGAUCUGCAAAAUAUUUGGCCUCUCACCCAGUUUGGAGACAACAGAUCAAGCUGCAAAACAGGAUGUCAUCUUUACGUCUGCCAGUGGCUGCAGUGUGUCAGGUGACGGCCACCCCGGACAAACAGGCCAACCUCUCUGCCUGUAAACAGCUGAUGGAGGAGGCCAAGGAGCGAGGGGCCAGUAUGGUCUUCCUGCCCGAGGGCUUUGACUACAUCGGAUCAAGUCGGGAGGAGAGCUUGUCGCUGGCUGAGAGCCUGACAGGAGACAUAAUCUCACAAUACACCCAGCUGGCCAGGAAGUUGGAGGUUUGGCUGUCUCUUGGAGGAUUUCAUGAACGAGGACAUGACUGGGAGUCCGACAGACGGCUCUACAACAGUCACAUCAUAAUCAAUGAUAAAGGUGACAUCGUUUCAGUUUACAGGAAGGCACAUUUGUUUGAUGUGGAACUGCCGGAGAAAGGAGUUUCCCUUAAAGAAAGUGCCUUCGUCAUCCCUGGACCCACCCUCGUGUCCCCAGUCCAGACUCCCAUUGGAAAGGUUGGCCAGGGUAUCUGCUAUGAUCUGAGAUUCCCUGAAUUGUCACUGGCUAUGCAACGGCACGGGGCCGAGAUUCUGACAUACCCAUCAGCCUUCACUGUAGCAACAGGAGCUGCUCACUGGGAGGUGUUGCUCCGUGCACGGGCAAUCGAGAAUCAGUGUUUCGUCCUGGCGGCAGCGCAGGUCGGCCAGCAUCAUGAGAAACGCCAGUCAUACGGUCACGCCCUGGUGGUGGACCCCUGGGGUGAGGUGCUGGGCGACUGUGGAGGGGAGAAGCCAGGCAUGGUGCUGGUGGAGAUCGACCUUGAGAAGAUCCGCAGCAUCAGGAGGAACAUGCCGGUCCAACAGCACCGCAGAGACGCUAGUUUCUAUCAGAGUCUGGAGAAGACUUGACAGGACAGUCUGACUAGAGGCAACCAGCUAAACAGAUCAUUUCUCACAGGAUGAAUCAGUGGGAACAUUAUUUUUCCAGGAUACUUUAUUGUCAAAUGAAGCUUUUUUUAAGUGAAUAAUUUAUUUCUGCCCUUGCUCAUCCCUCAGACUUCUUUUACGUUUAAUGUUUGAGUCAUCUUGUCAUCACUGCAUCAGAUCAUCUCAUUGACAGCUACAUUCAGCUCUUUUGUCUAAUCCUAACAAAACAAUCAGCUCAGAGCAAAUGAAUCCGUAGGUGGUAUUACUCACAGUAGUCAGUAGAUGGUGCUGUCGGGUUGUAAGAAUGAGAAACUAGAGGAAAUGGCAAAAGCUGAAAGGAAAACAUUUUUCUAGCUAAGUCACUGAUAUGUAUCGAUCUCUGGACACAAGUGGACGUGCACAAAUAAAUAUGUAUUUUUCUGCAUUUGAAUUAAAAGCUGUUGUUACAUGAAAAGAAA